CGGAUAUGAUUGCGUGGAGCUCGUAAAGUGUGCCGAUGCUGCGGUAGCUUUAAAAAAAUAAAACAUAUAUAUACACCUGUAUAAUUUUAGCAUUUCACGGACAGUUUAUUUGUAUGUUUUUCCUCCCCAUCGGAUUAUCAUAAUAUGUAUGCGUUGCUGAACUGUGUCGCUUGACAGUUUUUAUCCAAAUCUUUAAUGACUUUACAUUUUCUGUCAGAGGAGCCUGAAAUUUGCGGAGCGUGUUGUGUUAGCAUGUUUCUAGACUAACUGCGUUACCUUGAACAGCUACCGCGAAGCCUUUAAGCGACAACAUGACGACUGUAAAGAAACCCUCCGUGUGAGCGGCUGUCUGUAUGUCACGAUUGUUCAACUGGACGAAAUGAAUUUCUUGCGUAAUCGUCUUGUUGUUCUGGGCCUGGUGUUGUUGGCCACUGUGCUCCUUUACCUGCUGCUGCCAUCCAUACGCCAGAGCAACAUGGAGCCAUCCUUUGAAGCUGAAAGAACAGAACUGAUGUCUACCCCGCAUCUACCAAUUCCAGCUGUCAAUGUGUCUAUCCGCACAGGACAGCUACCCGGGGACCCUCCACUGUUUUUCAGAGAAGCCUUACCUGUCGAUUCUGCUGGAAGACAAAUAUUGCCUAGGCUGCAAGUGGUUCUGCUACAUGGCCAGGCCUUCUCAUCCAAAACCUGGGAAGAUCUGGGUACCAUGACCUACCUAGCAGCUACUGGAUAUCAAGUCUUGGCAAUGGACCUUCCAGGAUAUGGAAAUUCUCUGGACUCUGAAUCUCUGAAGACUGAUCAGAAUCGAGUGGACCUGCUUUCAAGGUUCAUGGAGGCUUUGGGUGUCCGAGCAGCUGUGCUUUUGAGCCCCUCCAUGAGUGGACGUUACUCCAUGCCUUUCCUGAUGACCAACAGUGCUCAGCUACGUGGCUUUGUUGCCAUAGCACCAGUUGGCACCCACAGUUACACUGCAGAACAGUACCAAAAGAUUCAGACUCCUACUUUGAUUGUGUUUGGAGCCCUGGACACAAAUCUGGGUGCUCAGUCCCACAAGAACCUCAUACAACUUCCUCAUCACUCAGUGGUGAAGUUAGAAGAUGCCCGUCACGCCUGCUACAUGGACAAACCCAAAGAAUUUCACCAUGUAUUGAUCGACUUCCUCAACAAACUGAAAUGAGCAGAAAGAUGGUAACAAAGGAAAGGGGAACGUAUGGUGGAAUGUAGGAAAAAGGCUGCUACAGUGUGAUAAUGAUGCCUUUUACUGUAAAAUAUGAAGUUCGGUAUAAUUGCCACAUUCUCAUCAGCUAAAGCAACAGGCAUAGAUAUGACAAUUUUCAGGCAAUGGAAGAAAGGUAUGUACAAUUUUGUAGAUAAUUUCGAUGCACCUUUCACUUUCCCAUGAAGCCUUUGAAUAAGAAGAGAAAAGUAAAUCUGAAACAUUAUUUAUUGAGAAGGCUACAGAGUAGCUGUGUAGCAUAUAUAUAUUUAAUGACAUGCAGCAGUAAACCCACUACAGGCUUAAAUCGUGUUUCUCAGCUCUGCAUUACCCA
Thalassophryne amazonica is the source of this 1550-nucleotide messenger RNA. It is a transcript of the gene abhd14a, whose product is annotated as abhydrolase domain containing 14A. The coding region runs from base 380 to 1177 and encodes 265 amino acids. The transcript has 5 exons. Gene Ontology annotation, cellular component: cytoplasm. Lineage: Eukaryota; Metazoa; Chordata; Actinopteri; Batrachoidiformes; Batrachoididae. The record is from RefSeq and is a predicted model, not a curated record.